This is a messenger RNA of Pistacia vera, 1387 nucleotides long. RefSeq names its product chloroplast stem-loop binding protein of 41 kDa a, chloroplastic. Gene Ontology annotation, molecular function: RNA binding. Lineage: Eukaryota; Viridiplantae; Streptophyta; Magnoliopsida; Sapindales; Anacardiaceae. Gene Ontology annotation, biological process: rRNA processing. The record is from RefSeq and is a predicted model, not a curated record. Bases 85 to 1296 code for a protein of 403 amino acids. The transcript has 6 exons. Gene Ontology annotation, cellular component: cytosol.
GAAGAGGGUGGCUGUUAGGCCUUUUUAGCUUUAUCCAGUACACAAGGUUCUGAAGCAACGAAGAUCAAAAGUAACAAGAGUUUAAUGGCUACUCUUGCUUCAUCAUCAUCCUCUCUUCUCUUCUCUUCACCACUCUCUAAGCCUUCUCAACCUUCACUCUCUCCUUCUUUACGCCUCUCUUUUUCCUCUUCUUCUUCUUCGUCUAAUUUCUCUUCUUUUCUCUCCAUUUCUCCUCCUUUCUUUACACAGCCUUUAAGUUCAAGAGGACCCUUUGUUUCUUCCUUCUCAGUCAGGGCCAGUGCCGCUGAGAAGAAGAAUGUCCUUAUAGUUAAUACAAACAGUGGUGGACAUGCAGUUAUUGGGUUCUAUUUUGCAAAAGAACUUCUGGGUUCUGGCCAUGAGGUCACCUUCUUGACUGUUGGUGAUGAGAGUUCUGACAAAAUGAAGAAGCCUCCAUUCAGCAGAUUCUCUGAAAUUACAGGUGCUGGAGGCAAGACGGUAUGGGGAGACCCAGCAGAAGUUGGAAAGGCUGUGGGAGGAGCAACAUUUGAUGUGGUUCUUGACAAUAAUGGCAAAAACCUUGACACUGUGAGGCCUGUGGUAGAUUGGGCAAAGAGUGCCGGCGUGAAGCAAUUCCUGUACAUCAGCAGUGCUGGAAUUUACAAGCCAACCGAUGAGCCUCCUCAUGUUGAAGGGGAUGUUGUUAAAGCUGAUGCCAGUCAUGUAGAAGUGGAGAAAUAUAUUGCAGAAACUUACAGCAGUUGGGCAGUUUUCCGUCCACAAUACAUGAUCGGAUCCGGGAACAACAAAGAUUGCGAGGAGUGGUUCUUCGAUCGAAUUGUCCGGAAAAGGCCAGUGCCAAUUCCAGGUUCAGGGAUGCAACUCACGAACGUUUCCCAUGUCAGGGAUUUAUCCUCCAUGCUUACUCUGGCUGUGGAGAACCCAGAUACGGCAAGUAGUAAUAUCUUCAACUGUGUGAGUGACCGUGCUGUGACUCUUGAUGGAAUGGCCAGACUGUGUGCUCAAGCAGCUGGGGUACCAGUUGAAAUUGUGCAUUAUGACCCAAAAGCUGUUGGAGUUGACGCAAAGAAGGCGUUUCCUUUCCGUAAUAUGCACUUCUAUGCGGAGCCAAGAGCUGCCAAGGACAUUCUGGGGUGGCGAAGUUCCACAAACCUACCAGAAGACUUGAAGGAGCGAUUUGAUGAGUAUGUCAAGAUUGGGCGUGAUAAGAAGUCCAUGCAAUUCGAGCUAGAUGAUAAGAUAUUAGAAUCCCUCAAGGUUCCAGUAACUGUGUGAUAUAUCAGAACUGCAAAUUUCCCUUUCCCUUUCUUCUGUCAAAAUUCUGACUAAUUUUAUCUUUUUAUCCAAAUUAAAUAAUUGAAAUAAA